AUGAGGUCAUUCAUUUCUCUUCUUGCUUUCCCCGCUUCCUCGCUGGCUGGAUCCGUGCUAUGGAGCGGCAUUUUCGAUUCUUCUGCUACCGUUGAGGACUUUGACAAAUGGUCCUGGUCCAACCAAAUUGGAUCAUGGCAAUGGUACAUCCAUGGCAGUGGCAAGACAAGCGAGUAUCUGGGCCUGUCCCCCGACUUCAAGAACCCAGCCGACACGAGCGACGCCCAGGGGGUCCGAAUCACCAUUGAUGGAACCUCCUUCUGGAAUGGACAAAACAUGGAGCGAUCUGAACUCAUCCCCCAGACAACCGCCAAUCUUGGCUCAGGCCAUCUUUACUAUCACUUCUCCCUGUCCACGAAGACAACAAAUGCCCCUGACGCAUCCUUCGAACAUCAGAUCGCGUUCUUCGAGAGCCACUUCACUGAGCUCAAGUAUGGCGCGUCCGGCUCAUCCGACAACACCCUGCGCUGGAAUGCAGGCGGCCAGACACACUGGUCCGUCCAGCUGGAGCCAGGCAACUGGUACAACUUCGCCUACGAUAUCGACUUUGCGUCCCAAAAGGUCGGCCUCUGGGCGUCUAAUGGCUCCGAUCCCUUGACCGAGGUGGUCUCGCCCGUCAGCGCAUCCACCUCUACCAACUCGGCGGACUGGCACGUCGGCCAGCUGCGCCUGCCCAACGGGGGAGCCUCCAACGACGCACCGGAAGACUGGUUCUGGUCUGGCAUUUAUGUGGAGCAGGCACCUAUCACGAAGGAGAUUGGUUCUCCCGGUUCUUCAUCUUCUGGUUCUUCCAGCUCGUCCUCGUCCAGUGCUUCGAGUGCUUCCAACCCCUCGGCUUCCACUUCCUCCACCCCCCAAGCAACCGCUCGGCCGUCUUCUACCCCUUCUACAGAGCCAGCUGCAACCCCAGCCUCUCAGGCUGUGACAACGCCUGCAGCCUCUGCGCCCAACACUAAUGCGGCAACCCCUGCUGAACCUUCGUCGGCACAGCUGCCCACCCCCACCACUGCCGCACAGCUUCUCGCUGAUCUUCGGGCUGCUUUGGGCGCUCUCCUUUCUCGUUCCAACAGCGUGCAUGCCCGUGACUUUGCCCGCCGUGGGUAA
This is a messenger RNA of Aspergillus fischeri NRRL 181, 1104 nucleotides long. RefSeq names its product glycoside hydrolase family 131 protein. NCBI's taxonomy places the organism in Eukaryota, Fungi, Ascomycota, Eurotiomycetes, Eurotiales, Aspergillaceae. Bases 1 to 1104 code for a protein of 367 amino acids. The transcript has 3 exons. The record is from RefSeq and is a predicted model, not a curated record.